CAGUUACAAGAGCGCUUCCACCUAUUGUAGGGAGAGCAGCUUGUGCAUCCCCCAUCGUUGUUCAAAGAGUAAUGGCGAUGCGCCAAUCAACACCGAAUAUACAGAGACGUGAUUUUUCGCUAAUCGGGUCCAUUCUUCAAUUUGCUAUAGAUGCUACGAUCAUAACAUCAUCGAUGUCUGUACUGCGUCGAACGAUCGGACUUGAUAUGCACCAAUUCGCCCAAACAAUUCGACAACCCGAAAUUCGCAGAGUCACACUCAACUAUCUUGAUUUUGGAGAGCGGUGUAUAGACAAGAUUAUUAGUUUGAAGGACUAUACUCCACGAUAUGGUAAUCCUCCGGAUCAAUCGUAUAAUCGUUGGGAUCAACAAAGACGGGAUAGAAAUGACAAAAAUCAGUAUUACUAAAA
Blastocystis hominis is the source of this 409-nucleotide messenger RNA. RefSeq lists its product as hypothetical. The transcript is spliced from 4 exons. The record is from RefSeq and is a predicted model, not a curated record. Lineage: Eukaryota; Bigyra; Opalinata; Blastocystidae. Bases 72 to 407 code for a protein of 111 amino acids.